Meloidogyne enterolobii is the source of this 1363-nucleotide messenger RNA. The record is from the annotation of a GenBank genome assembly. NCBI's taxonomy places the organism in Eukaryota, Metazoa, Nematoda, Chromadorea, Rhabditida, Meloidogynidae.
UUUUUUAUAAAAGAUUUUGAUUUUUUAAGUGUUUAUUUUUACAAAAAGUAUGAAAAUAAAGGUUAUUUCAAGGAAUCCAGACGAUUAUCAACGUGAAACCAAGAAGGAUAUUUUUAAGGCAUCGCGCAGUUAUAUAGUAAAUCAAGACCCAUUUCGUCAUCAAGUGGAAUAUACACGUGCAUUGAAUGCAGCUAAAUUGGAGAGAGUAUUUGCCAAACCAUUCCUGGCAUCCUUCGAUGGACAUAAUGAAGCAGUUAAUUUACUGGAAAAACAUCCUCUUCGUCUUUCAACUGUUCUUUCGGGCGCUCGGGAUGGUCAAGUAAAAGUUUGGCAUUUGGUGACCAAAAAAUGUGUUCAAACAGUCCAGGCUCAUAAUGGCCCUGUUAAUGAUAAUUUCAUAACCGUUGGGCAAGAUUCUCAACUCAAAAUUUGGGCACUUCCAGCAGAGAGUAGUGGAGUGCCCUUUUCAGAAGAGCCUUGUCAUUCAAUUCCUCUUAAUUAUGUUCCUCAUUCUGUUUCUCAUAUUGUAAAUUCGUCAAAUUUUGCAACGUGCGGUGAUGGAAUAAGUAUUUGGAAAUUAUUCAGAGAAUCUCCAAUUCGUCAUUACGAUUUGGGUCCAAAUACCGUUAAUUUUCUGCGUUGCAAUCCAAUUGAAGAUUCUAUUAUUGCUGGGUGUUCAAGUGAUCGUUCAAUUUUUCUGUUAGAUUCUCGGCAAAGAACUCCUCUUACAAAAGUUGUGCUCAAAUUAAGAAGUAAUUCCCUUGCUUGGCAUCCAUUAGAGUCUUUUACUUUCACUGUGGCAAAUGAAGAUUAUAAUUUAUAUACUUUUGAUAUGCGUCAUCUAGAAAAGGCUAGAAUUGUACAUGAAGGACAUACGUCUGCGGUAAUGGAUGUUGAUUAUUCUCCUUCUGGACAGGAAUUUGUUAGUGCCUCAUAUGAUAGAUCUAUACGAAUUUUCCCAGCAGAACAAGAAGUUUAUCACACCCCUCGAAUGCAAUAUGUUCUGUCUGUGCUCUGGUCUUUAGAUAAUAAAUAUGUUCUUUCUGGAAGUGAUGAUAUGAAUGUUAGACUUUGGAAAGCAAAUGCUGCAGAAAAACUUGGACCGUUGGUUCCACGUGAAAAAGCGGCAUUGGAAUAUAACCAAAGAUUACGUGAAACAUACCAAAACCACCCAGAAGUUCGUCGAAUUGUUAAACAUAGACAUGUUCCAAAGGCUAUUUAUAGUGCUGCAAGAGAACAUCGUAUAAUUCGUGAAUCGAGAAGACGAAAGGACAAGAAUAGGCGUAUGAAUUCAAAAAUGGCAGCGAGUGAGCCUCAAUUGCCUGAAACUGUUAAGACAGUUGUUAAAACUGGACUGGAUUGA